GUGAUUGGUUGACAGUGUAUUACAUCCAUGGUUGACAGCAGUAACGUUUGAAAUCGACAGAAUUUGCUGUUCAUCUUGACAGUGUCAGAGAAUAAAGACACAAAGAUGGAGAUGAUAUACGUUGUGCGUGGUUUUGUCAAAUCACUGCUGUUUCUGCUGCUUUGGGCAAACUGUGAAGGAAGAGAAUCGGAGUUCAACCAUGUUACCUGCGGCUCACUGGUCAAACUGCUCAACACCAGACACAACGUCCGCCUGCAUUCCCACGAUGUCAAAUACGGCUCAGGCAGUGGACAGCAGUCUGUAACUGGAGUGGAGAAUGCAGAUGAUGCCAACAGUUAUUGGCAGAUUCGUGGGAAGCCCAACCGUCCGUGUCAACGCGGGGCAGCCAUCAAGUGUGGUCAGGCCAUACGCAUCACACACAUGAAGACUGGUCGAAACCUCCACACACACCACUUCAGCUCACCGCUGUCUAAUAACCAGGAAGUCAGCGCCUUUGGAGAGAAUGGCGAGGGUGACGACCUGGACGUGUGGACAGUGCAGUGUGACGGCAUCCACUGGGAGCGUGAUGAGGCUGUGCGCUUCAAACACGUUGGCACUGAUGUCUUCCUGAGCAUAACAGGCGAGCAGUACGGCCACCCCAUCCGCAGCCAGCGAGAGGUGCAUGGCAUGACCACUCCUAACCAGCACAACUGGUGGCGCUCCAUGGAGGGUGUCUUCCUCCAGCCCAGCCAGGUGCCGCUGCGCCACGAUGAGCUCUGACAUCAUCACUGAGAGGCGCAAAGCAUGUUUAAUCCUGUUCAUGUGGAGGUUUUACAAGUCUCCUGGACCAAAUUAUGUCAUGUAUGAAUGAUGUAGAAUAUUUGACUGAUAACUCAUCUUUUUACAUGUGAAGCACUCAGGCACCGAAGAAAAGGGCGAUAAUGUUAUUUUUGAAUAAAAUCAGUGAUACUCUAUGUAGUGUAGCCACAUAGUCUAUUUAUCAGUGUCCUCGAUGGAGAAUUUCUUAAGGGACAAAAUGCUUUUUGUAAAAAAAAUCAAAAAAAAAUCAAGGCAUAACAUUAACCAUUUAUCAUACCAUAUUUGAGUAGUCAAUUGAUAGAAAAGUAAUCAAUUAAAAAAAUUGAUCACUUGUAAAAGUCAAUUAUCAAACAUAAUACCAAACGUUGCUUGUGCUUGUUUCAAUAUUGUUGGUUGGACAGAAAUAACUGUUAAUGUGACAUCUUUCAAUUGUGAAGGGAAGUCAGCUUGAUGUAUCUUUUAUCUGCUGUUUCCUUGGAAAACCACUGCAUUUUAGGUGGUCAACCUUUGCCUUGAAGCUUCUGCAGAAGAGCUUGGGAAGAACAUUUGGAAACACCGGCUUGUAAUUUCUGCCUGUGAGAGACCCUUCCUGACAGACCUUGUGUCUUGUUGCUAAACUGAUUCCCCUGGUGUAAGAAUUUUUAGAUUAAACUGUCUUCAUUAAUCUCACCUAUUUGUAUGGCUGUUCCUCACCAGUUUCUGUUAAUGAUUGUGGUGCAACUUACAUAUUAUGUUGUUGAUCAUUAAUAUCUGUUUGGUGUAAAUGUAAGGUUUAGUCAUACUGCAUAUAUUGUGUUUUUGGAAAGUGGUCUGUUACUUUGUUACUGUCUUUCUAACAGCAUACAAAUAUCUCACUAUUUGCAAAAGGAAUGUUUUGAAAGCAUUUCACUUCCAUAAGAGAAAACCAAUGCUGCUUUGACAAAGAACUAAAAGUUAAAAUCUACAUUUCCUAUAAUGCAGCUUGGUAACAUUCAUAGAACCCUCCCAGUUUGGAGAAUGGGCACGUCUUUCAAACUUCACGCCCACAGUUUGUAUUUGCAGGCUCUUUGUAAUCUCUAAAUCCAAGCUGAGAUAAACUGAUAAUAAAUAUUAUAGUAAUGUCAACAGGGAUUAUUUUCUCAGAAUUGAGGGAGCUCUUCCUGAGCCACAAAUUAUUAAAAAAAACAAAAAUGUGUACGGGCUGAGAAGUGCUCAACGUGAUGAUUAAAGUGACCUUUAUGUGAUAAAUCAAUAAACCAAUUAAAUCAUAAUCACUAGAAAAAAUAAAUGACUGGUUGGGUUCUGGGGCCCUAGUAUAGACUGUGGGCUCUAGGCAAAACAUAAAGCUGUUAUUUCAAAUCAACAAGGUGCCCCAGGCCCCUCUGGUGGUUUUAUUUGUCCCCAAAAAGUAAUUUGAACUCAGGUUUUGUCAUGUUAAAUUCUAAAAUAAAGGCUAAUGAGUCAUAGUA
This is a messenger RNA of Etheostoma spectabile (orangethroat darter), 2246 nucleotides long. RefSeq names its product stromal cell-derived factor 2-like 1 (gene sdf2l1). Bases 106 to 759 code for a protein of 217 amino acids. The transcript has 3 exons. Lineage: Eukaryota; Metazoa; Chordata; Actinopteri; Perciformes; Percidae. The record is from RefSeq and is a predicted model, not a curated record.